This is a messenger RNA of Populus trichocarpa (black cottonwood), 823 nucleotides long. RefSeq lists its product as uncharacterized. Bases 154 to 558 code for a protein of 134 amino acids. The transcript is spliced from 2 exons. The record is from RefSeq and is a predicted model, not a curated record. Gene Ontology annotation, molecular function: DNA binding. Lineage: Eukaryota; Viridiplantae; Streptophyta; Magnoliopsida; Malpighiales; Salicaceae.
ACCCAUCUCUUUAACGAAUAAAUACCCCCUCUUGCUCCGUUACUCUGCGAUCAGCCAGCUCGCACUCUCCAGUCUCCACUCUUCACUCACAAUUCACCGAAAGCAAACUCUCUCAUAUCAUCCUUAACUCUCCCCUACCCAUUUAGCUCUAUCAUGGCCACCGUGAUUAUACGUAAACGACUCGCUCGCACAGACAUCAAAUCUUGUCUGUCUUAUCCCACUGAUGCACUCGGGCCUUUUCCGAUGGUCGAGGGUCAAACGGCUAUUUGGUUUCAAGCAAGAGAUCCCACCGGGAAAGUUUGGAACUUUGAGCUCUCUAAACGGCCUCGUGGCUAUCUAAAACCCGUCAUGAGAGGUGACUGGUUGAACUACGUCCGUGAGAAGAGCCUUACAGUUAGAGAUGUUAUCGUCCUAACAAGGGAACAAGAUAUUCAGGAUGAAGUAACCUACCACAUCAAAGUUGAACCAGAUUUGAGACUCACCUUGAAGACAUUUUCUUCGGCUUAUGAGACGCUGGAGAAAACAAUUGAUGAUGGCUCAAGAUACCUGGAGGGUUAAAGAUGCAGAAUACAAGAAGGCGUAGCAUGCAGUUGAGACAACUUAGGGGGAAAGCUUUUGCAUUUUUGGUAUCAAAACUGAGGAAUUAACACUAAUCAUGAUCUUUAAUAUUCCAACAAUGGGGUGGUUACUUUUUCUUCUUCUUUAUAUGUAUAUAUAGCAUCUACUUUAUGUGAGGAUUAUUUGUCUUUGAAUCGCUGCACAAUGUUAGUUUUUUUAUUAGCUUUGAAAUAUAUAACCGCUGUCUUGAAGCAAAAACGUUAGU